This is a messenger RNA of Carya illinoinensis, 1882 nucleotides long. Its product is annotated as argininosuccinate synthase, chloroplastic-like. Gene Ontology annotation, biological process: L-arginine biosynthetic process; urea cycle. The record is from RefSeq and is a predicted model, not a curated record. NCBI's taxonomy places the organism in Eukaryota, Viridiplantae, Streptophyta, Magnoliopsida, Fagales, Juglandaceae. Gene Ontology annotation, cellular component: cytoplasm. Gene Ontology annotation, molecular function: ATP binding; argininosuccinate synthase activity. The transcript is spliced from 10 exons. Bases 152 to 1633 code for a protein of 493 amino acids.
ACCCUAGCAAACAGUGUGCGAUCGUCUUUGUAUUUAAGAGUUCCGAAGUAUUUUCGGAGACGCGCACACAAAGAGAGAGAGAGAGAGAAAGAGGUUUAGAGAGAGAGCGGGAGAGAUCUAGAGAGAUUGAGAAGCUCUUGUUUUUGUAUUAAUGGAUCGGUUGAAGGCAAUUUCUCCUGCAUGCACACCCGCAAGUCUCGCUUUUCACGCACCUCAGAGAGAUUCAUUGCUGCAUCAUGACAAAGUAUUCUGCCCAAGGAAGAAGUUCUCAUUCCCUGAGGUAUUGGCAGCCAGACCGCGCGAGUUCAAUGGCCAUUCUGUUGCAACUAUGAGUACCAAUUCUUAUAACAAUCACGUUACUCAAGCAGUGUUGCAGAGUGGCAGAGAGAUUGAAUUUUUUGAAGCUAUAAAGAAUGGAGGGUUUCGUGGUAAAUUGAAUAAGGUCGUUUUAGCCUACAGCGGUGGCUUAGACACAUCAGUCAUUGUCCCAUGGCUGAGGGAGAACUAUGGUUGUGAUGUUGUUUGCUUCACUGCUGAUGUUGGUCAGGGUAUAAAGGAAUUGGAAGGCUUGGAAAAGAAGGCUAAGGCCAGUGGGGCUUCGCAGUUAGUGGUUAAGGACUUAAAGGAGGAAUUUGUACGAGACUAUAUAUUUCCUUGUUUGAGAGCUGGUGCAGUGUAUGAGAGGAAAUAUUUGCUAGGAACCUCGAUGUCCCGCCCUGUUAUUGCAAAGGCCAUGGUUGAUGUCGCCAAUGAAGUUGGAGCUGAUGCAGUCUCUCAUGGAUGCACAGGAAAAGGAAACGAUCAGGUUCGCUUUGAGCUCACGUUCUUUGCUCUGAAUCCCAAGUUAAAUGUCGUGGCUCCUUGGAGGGAAUGGGAUAUUAGAGGGAGAGAAGAUGCCAUUGAGUAUGCUAAGAAGCAUAAUGUGCCUGUGUCGGUAACAAAGAAGUCCAUAUACAGCAGGGACAGGAACUUAUGGCACCUUAGCCAUGAGGGUGACAUUCUGGAAGACCCAACAAACGAGCCUAGGAAGGAUAUGUACAUGUUGACUGUGGACCCAGAAGAUGCACCUAAUGUACCUGAAUAUGUUGAAAUUGGAAUAGAGGCAGGUCUUCCUGUUUCAGUCAAUAGGAAGAGGCUUUCACCUGCAUCUUUACUCGCUGAACUCAAUGAGAUUGGUGGGAGGCAUGGAAUUGGCAGAGUUGACAUUGUUGAAAAUCGACUCGUUGGUAUGAAAAGCCGUGGAGUCUAUGAAACUCCUGGUGGGACAAUCCUUUUCGCUGCUGUACGAGAGUUGGAGUCUUUGACAAUUGAUCGUGAAAGCAUGCAAGUUAAAGAUACACUAGCCCUCAAAUAUGCAGAGCUAGUGUAUGCAGGCAGGUGGUUUGACCCACUCCGAAAGUCAAUGGAUUCAUUCAUGGAGAAGAUCACCAAGUCUACAACAGGCUCAGUUAGGCUCAAGCUGUAUAAAGGUUCGGUCAUGGUAACAGGCCGGAAGAGCCCUUAUAGUCUGUACCGGAAAGAUAUAUCAUCUUUUGAGGACAGCCUGCUCUAUGAUCAGGCUGAUGCUGCUGGGUUUAUACGGCUGUACGGUCUUCCAACAAGGGUUCGAUCGAUGCUUAAGCGGGGUAUCUAAGAUGUCUGUCCUCUUCUGUUGUCAUUCUGAUCAAUAAUCAACUUCAGUUGAUUUUCAAUCACUAGUAGUUGCUGAGGAAUUGUGAUCUAUUUGUAGGUUCAUUUUGUGACAUGUUUUAGUUCUUCCAAUGCCUUGAUUCUAUGUCAUGUCUUGAUUCUUGGACCUGAGCAAGUAAUCUUUUGAUCAUUGUGAUUUAUGUUCGAAGAAAUUUAUGUUUGUAAUGUAUAUGUCACUAGAUUAAAAUCCAAA